GCCAAUGAUGCGAAAUGCGUUUUCUGACGCGACAGACUUCGCUUCAUCCCCUCUGUGCUUGUCUAACCGCAGGUUUGCGUCAUGUAUCCAAAGCUCGUUGCGUUGGACACCGAUUGGACCAUCUUCUGGGGCUGGCUCAACGCCAAUCAGUGGGGCAAGGGACCUGGCGCCUCAGGGACAAUCGAGGACAACAUCAUCAAGGUCAACUACUGGGAAAUACAGGAUAGAAGUAACUGUAAUCUCAAAUGCGGCAUGUACGCAGAUAUCCCGCGCAUCAUCAAGGACAUCAAGAAGAACGGCGCGAAGCUUGCGAUUGUCUCUCGAAACACGAGCAAGGCACUGUGUGACCGCGCAUUAUGGCACUGGCAAGUAGAGGAUACGCACGGCAACAUGAAGUCCAUUAUCGACCUCGUCGACUUCGACGAAGUAUACAAUUCGGACAAAGUCAAUCACUUCCAGAAGAUUAAAGGCUGGACGAAAUUCGACUAUUCUGACAUGAUUCUGUAUGACGACGAAGCCAUCAACAAUCCGGUUGAAAUGAUGCUCGGUGUGACAUUCCAAGUGUCGAGGGACCAAAAGGGUCUGACUUGGGAUAACUAUCAGGAGGGGUUGGCGACGUGGCGCCGCAACAAAAGCAUACAUAGUCCUUGGAAGGGGCUUGACCUCGGGAAUUACCCGAAGCGGAAGUUCAUUGGGUACUCGGGUAUGGACCUCGAUACCAUCAAACUGCUCGAGGCAGGGGGUCGGCGGCACGACCGAAAGGAAGCGGCGCGAUGGGGAUUCGCGAUGUACGUCGCAGAUGAUCCAGCUGUCGCGCAGUACUUCUCGGAGUGGAUCAAGCGCACGGCCUUCGGGCCAGCAGCACAGACGAUUGUAUGUGCUAUAUAUGCAAGAGACGGUGAUAUCUUUGACCGCAUGAACAAGGUCUGGAUGCCAGAUUGGGUGGACCGCUGGACUAAUGUUCAAUCGAACGAGUUCGUUCUCGGAUGGAGUCAAGAAGACCGUGACCGUCUCAUCGCGGGUUGGGGCGUGCAGAAGCCAUAUGUACUCUUCGCACGGCAUCCGAACAUGGGAGCCGGUUUCCCUGUCCCUAACGGCCAGCGGUUCAACGAGAUGGUCAUCUAUCCGCAGGUACAGGAGAACUUGAUCGUCAUCCAACGAAUGUCGGACCAGGAGCUGGCUCAGGCGGUCCGAUUCCCGAGCCAACGCUACCCCCAUCUUCACUACGAACAGCAAUUUCGAGCUUGGAACAUCACUGUGCCGCAGGAAGCUCGCGAUGACUUCGCCAGGCAUGGCGAGCGCUUCAUGUGA
Punctularia strigosozonata HHB-11173 SS5 is the source of this 1311-nucleotide messenger RNA. RefSeq lists its product as uncharacterized. NCBI's taxonomy places the organism in Eukaryota, Fungi, Basidiomycota, Agaricomycetes, Corticiales, Punctulariaceae. The record is from RefSeq and is a predicted model, not a curated record. The transcript has 9 exons. The coding region runs from base 82 to 1311 and encodes 409 amino acids. Gene Ontology annotation, molecular function: acid phosphatase activity.